Messenger RNA from Mesocricetus auratus (golden hamster), 3311 nucleotides. It is a transcript of the gene Gnaz, whose product is annotated as G protein subunit alpha z. NCBI's taxonomy places the organism in Eukaryota, Metazoa, Chordata, Mammalia, Rodentia, Cricetidae. Gene Ontology annotation, molecular function: GTPase activity; G protein-coupled receptor binding; GTP binding. Gene Ontology annotation, biological process: adenylate cyclase-modulating G protein-coupled receptor signaling pathway. The record is from RefSeq and is a predicted model, not a curated record. The transcript has 3 exons. Gene Ontology annotation, cellular component: heterotrimeric G-protein complex. Bases 506 to 1750 code for a protein of 414 amino acids.
ACCCGCUUGCGGGCGGCGCGGGAGGGCGGAGGAGGGAGCCAGGGCGGCGGAGCGUGUGUGCCACCCGCGGACCGGUCACGUCCUCGCGCGGGCGCCGGCACCCGCGUCGUGCAGAACCCAGGGUGCCACAGCCCCGCGCUCGCGGCCCCGCCCCGCCGGGUGCAGCUCGACCGACGCACGAAGCCGCGCCCGGGAGGUGAAGGGCCGGAUGCGAGGCAGGGAGCCGGAGCACAGCCUGAGGCAGGGGGGCCUCGGGAAGCGCUGGGCCCUCCAGCCGUGCUCAGAAACAUCGCCACAGCAACCAGCGGCCAGACAGCAGUAGCCUGGGCAGACACUGCCUAGGCAGACGCAAGAGGACAGCCACGGGGAAUGACUACGGCAAAUCAGGCCACACCGCUGACAAGGGAGGUGGAGUGUCACUAGAGGGGAGGGUGUGGUCUCUGCCCCACUCUACCGAGCGCCAUGCCCACAGGAGAAGAGGUGCUAAGGCAGGGAUUGCAGUUUGAUGCUGCCGCGGCCUUGCUCCCAAGCCAGUGCUGAGCAUUCCCGGGUCAUCUGUCUUCUCUUGUCUGCCUCAGCCCGCAUCUCAGCGUCCCUCACUGUGACCAUCCUGUCUGUUGGCGAAAGGGGGAGAGGCACCCAUCCUGUGCUCUGUACCGGGGGGGCCUCCUGCUGCCGGACCAUGGGAUGUCGGCAAAGCUCAGAGGAGAAAGAGGCGGCACGGCGGUCCCGGAGAAUUGACCGCCACCUGCGCUCAGAAAGCCAGCGACAACGCCGUGAGAUCAAACUUCUCCUACUGGGCACCAGCAACUCGGGCAAGAGCACCAUCGUCAAGCAGAUGAAGAUUAUCCACAGCGGCGGUUUCAACCUGGAGGCCUGCAAGGAGUACAAGCCCCUCAUCAUCUACAACGCCAUCGACUCGCUGACCCGCAUCAUUCGGGCCCUCGCGGCCCUUAAGAUCGAUUUCCACAACCCAGACCGGGCCUAUGACGCCGUACAGCUCUUUGCACUGACGGGCCCAGCAGAGAGCAAGGGUGAGAUUACACCAGAGCUGCUGGGCGUCAUGCGGCGGCUGUGGGCCGACCCCGGGGCUCAGGCCUGCUUUGGCCGCUCGAGUGAGUACCACCUGGAGGACAAUGCAGCCUACUACCUGAAUGACCUGGAGCGCAUCGCCGCGCCUGACUACAUCCCCACAGUGGAGGACAUCCUACGCUCCCGGGACAUGACCACGGGCAUUGUGGAAAACAAGUUCACCUUCAAGGAGCUUACCUUCAAGAUGGUGGACGUGGGCGGGCAGAGGUCGGAGCGCAAAAAAUGGAUCCACUGCUUUGAAGGCGUCACGGCCAUCAUCUUCUGUGUGGAGCUCAGUGGCUAUGACCUGAAGCUCUAUGAGGACAACCAGACGAGCCGAAUGGCAGAAAGCCUCCGCCUGUUUGACUCCAUCUGCAACAACAACUGGUUUAUCAACACCUCGCUCAUCCUCUUCCUGAACAAGAAAGACCUCCUGGCGGAGAAGAUCCGGCGCAUCCCGCUCAGUGUCUGCUUCCCAGAGUACAAGGGUCAGAACACGUACGAGGAGGCCGCGGUCUACAUCCAGCGUCAGUUCGAGGACCUAAACCGCAACAAGGAGACCAAGGAGAUCUACUCGCACUUCACCUGCGCCACCGACACCAGUAACAUCCAGUUUGUUUUUGACGCGGUGACAGACGUCAUUAUACAAAACAAUCUCAAGUACAUCGGCCUUUGCUGAGGAGCCAGGCACGGCCCACUCGCCUGUGGUGAAACCCACGGGGUGUCACACACACCCCCCACCCCGGCUCAUGCUAGAGAGGCCCAACCCCAGGGGCAGAAAACAGGGGGCUUGAAGGAUGUGUCCCCACACACACACCCUCCCCAGCCUCUGCCUUCUUGGCCCUAUGUUUCUGCAAACAUAAAUAUAUUUGGAUAGAUUGCUAGGUAGGUAGACACACAGACACACACGCACACCUGCACACCCUAGGAUGGCGGAGUUCUCCAGAGUGUCGAGGUUUCCUGAAGUCUUAAGGAGCUGCUGUCACAAGUUCAUUCCAAGGCCCUCGCCCCCUUCACUCUGCCUUCCUGAGUUGGCCCCACCCUGCAAGGGGGCUCACGUUGGACUGCUUGCGGGGGCAGGGAGAGGCUACAGGACUGGGACUAGGUCCGGCCCACUGUGCCCAUUGCCUGGAAGGAGGCCAGCUCACAACUGAGCUCUGCACUGGGGACUACAGCUGACCAAGAGGGAGGCCCAGAGCAGGGACUGUGUGUACCUUCCCUGCUUGCCACGCCCAACUCAGCCACUCUGAGGAAGCAAGUGACUGGACGAGUCGGACCUCUAACCACUGGUGGCUCUUUUUAAACAGCUAAAACAUAUGCAGCAAAAAUUAACCCAGGAAAAUGAGUGGCAUCGUUUAUUUCAAACUAGGCCAGCUGGGUUUCCAGCUUCCUUCUGCUGGUCUGAUGUUUUAUAAAUGGAAACCUGGUUUUUCUUCUCUAGCAUCUUUUUUUUUUAUUUUUAUUUUUGGCCAAAUUUUAUGUUUUGCAGGAAAAAAAAUCUACGGUUUCGGAUGUGAUUAAAUAUUCUUUUUUAAAAUGCAGAUUUUCAAAACACAUUUCAUUUCAGGUGUCCCUUUUGUGUCUGGCUUGCUGAGUAUAGAAGUUGUCAUCUGGACGAUUCUGCUCCUCGGCUCCAAAGAAUUCUGGGGCAAAUGGCACCCCGACGCCAGCCUCAUGGGACAUAAUGUACAUAGGCCUCUGCAAUGUCCUCUUGUAAUUGGUGCCGUUUUCUGCUUUGUUUUUAUUUAAGAAAAAAAUAAAUGUGAUGUAUUUACAGAAGGUUCUUUACCUAGGAGCGAAUGAACAAUAGCUAAAUGUCUUGGUAUUUAAAGUGUAAAUUAUCUAUGGCUUUGCCAAAUGAAGGAAGGGGAGGCAAAAGGUGGUACUCCCGGUCCCCGAUACUCCAAGCCUGAGGUGGGCUGGGAGCUGCUCAGACUCCUGUGAAGGAAGCCCUGCGGGGACCAUGCAUUCCAGGCCUUGUAGCCCCCGGGCCCACAGGCACUGGUCCUGAAAGAGCCCCGGCUGUGUAUAAAUGCAAAAGCCCCGGCUGCCAAGGGGAUGGACGGCACUAGAACCCUCGCCAAAUCCCACUCAGCCCUUUGUUUGGUUCCCGUGAGUCCAAGGUCAAUGUACAGAGUCUUGCAGCCAUGGAGUUGAGAUGUACAAAGGGAGAGAAGGGCGGAUGAGCAUAUAAAAGUCAAAGAUUGUCUACUUUAAGAAAAUAAAAUACCCUGAAUGGA